Mycena indigotica is the source of this 411-nucleotide messenger RNA. RefSeq lists its product as uncharacterized. The transcript has 3 exons. The coding region runs from base 97 to 411 and encodes 104 amino acids. Lineage: Eukaryota; Fungi; Basidiomycota; Agaricomycetes; Agaricales; Mycenaceae. The record is from RefSeq and is a predicted model, not a curated record.
GAUCAGCCGAGCCAUUCGUUGGGGAUUACUCUUGCAGACGACGACCACCCUCAAGGGAGCUCUCCACCUUCCGUCUGCCCAAACGGGGGCUGCGCCAUGCUCCUUCAAUUUGCGGCCAUUAUAUUUUCACUCCUCCUCGUCUACCUGUCCAUUCUUGCCGCCGACGAUGUCGAUGCUCAUGACCAAUCCCCAACGCUGGUUGCUUCUCGCAACCCGUUCAGGGAAAAUGCCCCUCCGGCCAACAUGGCCAAGUUGCUCAUGAUGCGCCAAAAGAUCCAAACUACGAAUCGUCGACGGCGUAGUCCGUCUAAUUCGCGUCCUCCACUUCGUCCUCUCAACCAGAACUUACCCCGGAAGCCUUCGCCGUGGACCCGUAUAAGCAAGGCGUUUCGCAACAAACAGUACUACUAA